Molecule: messenger RNA, 1609 nt
Organism: Paramecium pentaurelia
Lineage: Eukaryota; Ciliophora; Oligohymenophorea; Peniculida; Parameciidae
Source: the annotation of a GenBank genome assembly
AUGAAUAAAUUUACACAUACAUUUAGAUAAAAACAUUUAGAAAGUCUCUAUCAAAAAGGUAAAUAAGAUUAUUGCUAUAAUGGUUUCAAAAAAGUAACAUUUCUUUCUUUAAUAAUGAUUUUGAUGCGUUUGAUAACAUUUGGGUAAUAGAAUAAUGUAAUUGGCAUCUUAGUAGCUUCAAUUUCUCUUUUAAUUAUAUUUGUGAUGUCAAUUCUAAUAAUGAGAUUCUAUUAAUCAGGUACAAUAUUUUGUAUGAUAUUCAUCAAUAAUUUACUCAUCUUAAUAUAAUUGUAAGAUUAAUCAGAUUAAACUAAUUAAUUUAUACUUGGAACUAAUGUUGCUAUUGCUCAUUCAAGUAUACUAUUGAUCAUUGAUUAUAAAUUAACACUACUUAAUAUAUUCUUUUAAACAGCCUUAAAAUUAUUUAUUGCUAUAUUACUUGAUGGUAAUAUUGAUAUUACUUCUAUCAUACUUUCUAUUUGUUGUCCUAUAUGUUUUAUUUCAGUAGUACAUACAAUUGAGAAAUAGAAAAGAUUACUCUUUCUCAGUAAUAAUUAAGGAAAUGAUUGGCGUAUUUUAUAAUUAUAAUUAAAUAGAUUGUCUCUUACCAUCAAUUAUUAGUGAUCCUUUUAUUUUAUUUACAUAUGAUGAAGAAAGAAUGUGUUUUAGAUAUAAGAAUUCAAAUUAAAUUGAUCAUUUUCCAUAUUCCUCAUUUGAAUAAUAAGCUGAAGAGAAUUUUAGAUAAUUUAUAAGAAUGUCAUCUAUAGGUAAUAUUACAACUGAAUAAUUUAUAUUAAAUAGAAUUGAAAAAUAAACUAAAUUUUUUGAUCUCAAUUAAUUUACACUUAAACCUAAUGAUUAUGAUUCAACAGAUUUUGAAGAAAAAUCAAUAUUAUUGGCUGAACUAUAUCAUUUAGAAGAUAAUUUCUUAAUUGUACUUGAAUAAUCCAAACACAGAGCUUAAACUUUGUAAUCUACUAAAGAUAAUUUAAUUAAUCUAAUUGGAAAACAUUAAUAAUUGGUUUAAAAUUUCCUUAAAAAAUAAGGAUAAAUAAUUAAUCAUUGUAUUUUAAGCUAAUCCAAUAAAAUAUAACUAAUACAUUAACUUAAAUUACAUCAUAUGUAUUUUCAAAGUAAAUAUAAAGUAUCUAAUUCUUUUUCAUAAAUUUAAUUUACAUCUGAAACUGUUAAUGCAAAUUUUAAAUAAUUAUUUCUUUCAAUUAUUUCAUUAUUCAAAAUAGCCUAUAAAGACUAUAAUUUCUAUUUCGAUUGCUCAGAAACCCAAUAUGAUGUUGUUCAUUAUAAAGAUAUGGCCUAGGAUUUUAUUGUUUAAUUAAUGUAAGUUACACUAAGAAAAACUAACAAUGAUUUCAAAACAUAAACUAAAAUCUUAUUACAUUCAAAAUCUGAAUUAUUAUUUAUUCGAAUUAUAUGCAUAAAUACUUAUUUGUUAGCUGAAAACUUAAACAAAAACUUAGUAAUUAAGAAUUUUUUAAAAUUUCAUUCUCCAUAACUAGAAGUAAAAGUUACAGAUGGGGGAGUCUUUAUAGAAUUGUACAAAGAUGUUUCUAUUCUCAAAUCAUUUGAUAAAUUUGAGAGUUUCAGUUGA